Molecule: messenger RNA, 897 nt
Organism: Mercenaria mercenaria
Lineage: Eukaryota; Metazoa; Mollusca; Bivalvia; Venerida; Veneridae
Product: ceramide kinase-like
Exons: 6
Coding region: 1-897 (298 amino acids)
Molecular function (GO): kinase activity
Source: RefSeq, a predicted model, not a curated record
AUGGCGGAACAAGUUUCGCAGGUUCUAGAAGGCGGCAAAGAUAUUAUAAUACAUUGUACAUGUAAGAUUAAGAAUAAGGAUUAUUCUGUCAGCCUGACAAACACCGAACUAACAUGGCACAUUGCAGGCAACACACAACAGAAAGGAAUACAGACUGUCAGAACAGUGGACAUACUUUCUUUGUCUCUACAGAGCUCAAGAAAACAGGACAGUAACAAUGACAGUGUGUGUGUCUCCUAUGUUAGACAAGAGAAAAAGUACAUAUUGAAAUCAUGUUCUGUUGUGUUCAUAGCUGGUGAUUUACAGUUAAUCAGUAACCUUUAUCAGCAAAUCACCGAUGUGGUAAAAAAUUUUGGACAGAAACCAAAGAGGUUGUUGGUGCUGAUCAAUCCAGUGAGUGGUAGAAGCAAGGGUAGACCUGACUAUGAACAAAAGGUGGCACCCAUCUUCCGGGAUGCUGGGAUAGACACGGAUGUCAUUGGUAUUAUUGUACACUUACUAAAUGGUUUGCUGUUGGUUUUGGUUGGUGGGGACGGAUUGUACCACGAGGCGGUGAAUGGGUUAAUGAGAAAACUGGCAUCUGAACAAGGUCUUAAUGUGGAUGAUCCUGAUGAAACGUUACCAAGUAUUGACCUUCCUAUGGGAUUGAUUCCAUGUGGUACUGGAAAUGGGAUAGCACAUGGAUGUUAUGGUAAUAAAGAUGUUACUACAGCAGCAUUGUCAAUCACAAUAGGCUAUCAGUAUCCGGCGAACAUGAUGAGUGUUCACAGUGGCAACAAGCUGAUUGCUUACAGUACCUUGUUGGCUGGUUAUGGAACAUGGGGUGACUUGAUUUAUGCAGCAGAAUCUAGAAGAAGUCAAGGAGUAUUGAGAUAUCCUGGAAUGAUUUUGCAUUAG